This is a messenger RNA of Armigeres subalbatus, 831 nucleotides long. It is a transcript of the gene Fdx1, whose product is annotated as adrenodoxin-like protein 1, mitochondrial. Bases 172 to 669 code for a protein of 165 amino acids. Gene Ontology annotation, biological process: P450-containing electron transport chain; positive regulation of oxidoreductase activity. The transcript has 3 exons. NCBI's taxonomy places the organism in Eukaryota, Metazoa, Arthropoda, Insecta, Diptera, Culicidae. The record is from RefSeq and is a predicted model, not a curated record. Gene Ontology annotation, molecular function: 2 iron, 2 sulfur cluster binding. Gene Ontology annotation, cellular component: mitochondrion.
AUUCGUAAUGAUUCGGUUCGAUUGCAAACCAAACUGUUAUCAAUAACUUCAAAACCUACCUGAUAGCGGUAGGAUAAUAUAUUCGAAACUACUUCGAGGUCGUUAACUCAUUCUAGUUUAAUCUUGUAUAUUACGUACAAUACAACACAUCUCAUAGAAAACGUAUGAAUAAUGUCAAUCUCCACAAGUGUACGAUACUUGGCCCAUAAUCUCUACAGCAGUUGGUAUUGCAUGAUCAUACCUCGGAACAUCCAUCUCUCAAAAUAUCUUUUACACGGCGAAUACGAAUGGCAGGAUCCAAAAAGUGACGAAGAAGUGGUCAACAUCACGUACAUCGACAAGGACGGGAAACGGACACCGGUUCGGGGCAAAAUAGGCGACAAUGUCCUCUACCUUGCCCAUCGAUUCGGUGUGGAAAUGGAGGGGGCUUGCGAGGCGUCUUUGGCCUGCACGACAUGUCACGUCUAUGUGCUUGGAGAAUACGGGGACAAGUUACCACCCUCGGAGGAGAAAGAAGACGACCUGCUGGACAUGGCACCAUUUUUGAAGGAAAAUUCCCGACUAGGUUGUCAGAUAGUGCUCACCAAAGAGCUGGAAGGCAUGGAGCUGCAGCUACCGCAAGCGACGAGGAACUUUUACGUGGACGGACACAAACCAAAGCCGCACUAGUCGAGAUGGAGCAGAGGAAUCAGAGUACAGUUUGGAAGCAAAACUAUGCAGCGAGUUGUGUAGAUUUACAGGUAGUAGUUACUAUGUACAUUGUUAUAAAGAGUACUGAGCUUUUUUGGUUUUAAAGUACGGAUAUUGUGAAAUACAAAAAUGUGCCGUAAA